Messenger RNA from Penicillium daleae, 3804 nucleotides. Its product is annotated as DEAD/DEAH box helicase. The transcript has 2 exons. Bases 1 to 3804 code for a protein of 1267 amino acids. NCBI's taxonomy places the organism in Eukaryota, Fungi, Ascomycota, Eurotiomycetes, Eurotiales, Aspergillaceae. Gene Ontology annotation, molecular function: ATP-dependent chromatin remodeler activity; ATP binding. The record is from RefSeq and is a predicted model, not a curated record.
AUGGAGACUCACCCUCCAACUGCAUGGCCUGUUGAAAGACUGGAGGAGUCUUUCGGACAAAAUGAUGGCAGGGCUCUCCCGUCUGCUGCGACAACUACGGCUGACCCCGUCUUAUCAACGAUCUCGCUCAACGCCCCCACAGUAUCACUGCAUGGAAGUUCUUCGACAUUGAUGAAAUACCAGGACUCUGAAUCUGGCAUUCCAACGGCCAGCUCUUCAGAUAAUAUGUCAAAGUCUGCUUUGUCUUCUUCUGUUUCAAUGAGUACUCCAUCGGCAAAUGACCACAAUGAUGCAGAAGUGGUCCAGUCUAACGGAUCCGAUGGUUACAAUAUGUACCUUCCUGUUGGGGUCAUAUGGAGGAAUUUAGAUCCUGAAGUGCAAUACCCAGAAGUCGAAAUUGCAUUGUUAGAAACCCAUCGCUGGGUCCGAACGGAGGCACCAAGUGGCGGCAAUAAUGUUCGGGUGUAUGUUGACCACAGCGUGACCAGCCGCAGCAACACUCAGCGUUCGAUAACGAAGUUGCGGACAGCUUUAAAAGCUGUGAUGGCCAAAAUUGACAAUUCUCCUCAUGCAUGGUACGGCUAUUGUGUCGAUAACCCCCUGGAUAGCAGCAAGCCAAACAGGGCCGAAGAUGAGUCCCUGUGGUACAUCUUCAACACUUUGCAGGACCCAUGUCCUCAAGUGGAAAAGAUGAAUGAUUUUUGGUCAAGACUAGCAAUGGAGGAAUUGCUCUCCGAAGAGCACUUUGCCGACUUGCGUCUUAAGACCAAAUUGUACCCAUAUCAGCGGCGCUCGGCUGCCACCAUGAUUCAGCGAGAGGCGCAACCAGAGCGGAUGCUAGAUCCACGGUUACUAGCGUGCAAAGGUCCGACGGGACGUGAGUAUUACUACGACAAAGAGGACGCAUACAUUACACUGGACAAAGUGCUUUACUCCGAGGCAUGUGGUGGUAUCCUUGCAGAGACCAUGGGCUGUGGGAAAACCCUUAUCUGUCUUGCGGUCAUAUGUGCCACCCUGGGUCAUGCUCCCAAGAUCCCAAUUGAGUACAUUUCGACCUCGGAAAAGGGAGAUCUGGUUCCGAUAAGAGAGAAAACCGGAUCUCUUCUGAAUAUGGCAGCCGCUGCUGCAGAACGACACUCGCAGCCGUGGAGGACCUUCUUUCGGAAGCUUCGUCAACAUGAGAACCGGCACUAUGAGCGGUGCCUGAGGGCAUGUGAAGCUCACCGAGGGUCGUACGAAAUUCCUCCGCAUCAGACCAGAUAUCAAGGAAGACACAGCCAGUCAUACGCUAGGCCUCCAGCUAAACGCGUCCGUCUCUGCUCCGGAACUAUUGUCAUUGUCCCAAACAACUUGCUAGAUCACUGGCAACGCGAGAUCAAGACACAUACUGAAGGGUUAAACGUCUUGGUCAUGGGGCAAGGAUCAGGUCAGACUCCGCUAGCGGAUGAGCUGCUACGUUACGAUAUAAUCCUGUUUGCCAAGACACGGUUCGAGCGUGAAGCUGGCGAGCCGGUCAAUAAUCGGCGCGAUAGAUUCGUGCAGGUUAAAUCGCCAUUGACGGAACUUCACUGGCUGCGAGUUAUUGUCGAUGAAGGUCACAACGUUGCUGGUCAUGGCUCAAAAACAAAUAUGAUUCACUUGCUCAGCCAGCUGCAUUUCGAGCGUCGGUGGGUCAUUUCUGGAACGCCGUCAACGGGACUUUACGGUGUUGAGGUCAGUCUCGCAUUAAGAGAAGCAAAUACUAGUGAUACCGAGUCUCCCACGGAGAACACUGCUGCUGCUCUGCGAAGUCGAAAGAAGACGGGCAAUGCGGUGGAGAAUGAGUUGAAGGAUCUAGACAAGCUGCGCCGAAUCGUGAUUGAUUUUCUGGAUUUAAAGCCGUGGUCAAAUUCCCGUGCGGAUGACGCUGCAGAUUGGACCAAAUACAUCAAGCCAAUCGGGGAAGAUGGUCAGCGUCGUAAGACUCCGGCAAUUCGAGCAACUUUGCAAGGGCUGGUGGUGCGACACCAAUUGGAUGUUGUCAACAGGGAGAUUUACAUUCCAAAGCUGCACAAUACAGUCGUCUAUCUUCCACCGACUUUCCACGACAGUCUCUCCAUCAAUCUGUUCCUUUUCGGUCUCGCGGUCAAUUCAAUUACUUCCGAACGCCAGGGGCCCGAUUACAUGUUCGCUCCAAGUAAUCGGAAGCAUCUAAACCAGACCAUCAAUAACUUGCGACAAGCAGGGUUUUGGUGGGCUGGCUCCGAUGUCAACCCACAAGAUUCUAUUGACCAUGCUAUGAAAUACAUGGAGAAGAAUCGUGAGAAGAUGACAGUCGAAGACGUUGAAACCCUGACCCGCGGAAUAGAGAUCGCGCGCAUAGCGAUAAACUCUAGCAGCUGGCGCGAGUUCAAACAUCUCCAUGAACUUGGUGUUUUCCUCCGGGACUUCCCUGAAGACCAUCGUGCACACUGGGCGCUCGAUCAAAGUAGUUCAGACAAAGAGCCUAUGCUCAUCGGCAUUACGCAAGCUUGCCGAGCCCAGCAAUAUGUGACGCAGCAUCUCAAAGCUUCUGAUCCUACGCAAGGUCUGGCCGGUGCUGGCAUCAAAACUCGCCACGAACUUGAGCGUCGCGACCAACGAAACCCUCCAAAAGGCGCACCAGAAUCAGCAACUCCUACUACUCCAGGCUCGUUAUACCAUUCAACAAAGCCACAGACCAACAAGUCACCAAAGAAGACAUUCACGCGCAACCUCUUCCGCACGCUCCCAACAACUUCCCCUCUCCAGAAAACUCGAUUCGUCGCUACCGCCUCGGCCAAACUGACCUACCUACUCAAUAAAGUACUUGAGUUCCAGUCCACCGAGAAAAUAAUCAUCUUUUACGACAACAACAACUCCGCCUUCUGGAUCGCUGAAGGUCUGGAACUUCUCGGUGUCGAAUUUCGCAUCUAUGCCAGCACCCUGAAACCCGAGUUGCGAACGGAGUACCUCAAGCUUUUCCGCGAGGCCGAUGACGUACGGGUCCUGCUCAUGGAUCUUCGACAAGCCUCGCACGGGUUACACAUUGCCCAAGCGUCGCGAAUCUUCAUCGUCAAUCCAAUCUGGCAACCAAACGUCGAAAGUCAGGCGAUCAAGCGUGCGCAUCGCAUUGGCCAGACUAGACCGGUGUACGUGGAGACCCUGGUCUUAAAGGACACGUUAGAGGACCGCAUGUUGAAGCGGCGAAAGGAAAUGUCCGAAGCAGAAAUACAGCAUGCGGAGAAGAGUCUUCUAGAUGAUGGAACUAUGAGUGGAAUUGUGCAAAGGGAGCCAUUUUUGGACAUGUACUCGGAAGAAGAUACGGCUGCCGCAUACUUGGAGAACCCGACGGGAUUCUUUGAUCGGCAUCGGCUGCCAAUACCUGAUGGUGAGGAUGUAGUCAUGGCUAGUCCGACGAAGGACAAGGGCAAGCGUGUCUCUCGUGGGAAAGAGUCUGAUGCGGAUGAUGAUACGGCAGUGGAAGAGCAUGCAAUGCCCAUGCGCAAGAAACCGCGUGUUGGCUUUGCUUCUGGAGUCGGGGGUUCAGGCGGAGACAACGAAAAUGUACCUCAGAGCGAGGUGAGAACAGAGCGUUCUCUUUUCGGCGAACCAAGCUCUACCUCGAAUACCGCCGGCACACCCGCUCCCAAAAAGGCACGCAUUGGCUUCGCUGCCAAUCUGGACGUCUUUGACGAUGACGAGAGCUCAGAGCCAAGUACCCCUUCAGCUAUAUCAAGCUCUCAGCCACAAUUGACCUACAAUGAAGAAGACCUGCGACAGUUGCAGGUCUCGCUGUUUGACUGA